Messenger RNA from Pocillopora meandrina, 352 nucleotides. Lineage: Eukaryota; Metazoa; Cnidaria; Anthozoa; Scleractinia; Pocilloporidae. The record is from the annotation of a GenBank genome assembly.
AUGAUAACAGUGAGAACGCCAGAGGUCCAUAUUUGCAAUAUUUAUCUGAUUCUUCCACAUUUAAUGCUACGAGAACUACGAAAUAUAGAUGGAGCAAGAAAGUUAAAUUAACAAGCAAGAGAGAGGAGAGCUAUCCAGAGGAAAGAACCUAACAAAAAAUUGCAUUGAUUUCAGCAGCACAAGUUCUCAAAGGAAUGAAGUAGUUCUCAGUAGCUCAACCUUGUCUUUCUUUUUGGACGAUUUUAAGUCACCUGAACUAAAUUAUUUUAAUGGUAAAUUGGAAAUGAACAGUUUUUCCAACAGUGGUGACAAGUUUGAGACCAAAAGAGUCACAGAGCUGACGUUGAUGUGA